This is a messenger RNA of Cyanistes caeruleus (blue tit), 11170 nucleotides long. The record is from RefSeq and is a predicted model, not a curated record. NCBI's taxonomy places the organism in Eukaryota, Metazoa, Chordata, Aves, Passeriformes, Paridae.
GUGUUGUGGCCUGCAGAGUGGACAAGAGCAACUUCAGGAGUGAUGGGUUCAGGCUCUGUCUGGGCAAAGAGGUAGGAGUGUGGAAGAAGGACACAAAAAUUACAUGGCUGUUCAAAAUGGGGUAAAAAAUGCAUACAAUACCAAACAUGAAUCAGCAGUAUGGAAACAGGCCUGAUGUAGGUUCCUAUGGGACUUGGUAAGAGUAUGGAUAAAAUGCACAAGUGAGAAGACUUGGUUGCUCAGAUAUUUAGCAUCUCAGACAUUAACGGCUUCUACAGCCUGCAGAUAUUUUCAGAAAUUAUUCUCUCCAUGCUGGUAGAUGGGAAACAGUCUCUGCCUACUAGAGAUGGGUGAGGUGACCCAAGUGGGCCCUUUGUUGGGGGCAGCAAGGACAGGCUGCCUAGGAAGAGAGAGGAAGUAGGAAGAUAAGUGACAGCAGAGCAGGCAGGGGCACGGGCCUCACUAGCAGAGUGAGCAGUCCUGAAGUACCAAAGCACAAAGAUCAGAGCAGGUCAGGAUGAGGAUUUAGAUAGCAGGGUACAUAGCCAGACUGGGACAUGGCUGGGCAUGGCUGUGCUAACUCAGGCAGGGACCAAGGGUGAGACCCUUAGCUGUGAUAAGCCAAAUGUUGCUGAGUUUUCUCAAAGCCAAACACCUCUAUUUGCUUAAGCUGGACCUGAGUCCAGCUGAUCCCCCAGGAGGUGAAGAAUAUGUUCAGGGCCUUGACAUUGUUCUGUCAAGCCUGCUUGUAGCCAUCUUGCACAGCAUGCUGGCUCCAUGUUCCUCUACCUGACAACAAAGCUGUGUAUUUAUGGCUGUGUUGAAAGUACAACACAGGUCUUGUAGCCUGGGUAAAGAUAAGAAGUCUUAACCUUCUAAGUCAGCUAUUUGAAUUGUCUAACAUUCUAGUGUCUGUAGCGACUGGGGAAAAAAAAAGACAUUUUUUCAGCUCUGGGACCAAAGCUUUUACCCUAUUUUGGUAAAUGGCAUGGGUAUGUUGUAUACAUCCUGGCAGGGAGAAGAUGAAGUAUUUUACCCAUAAGCUAUGGUGGAGCUUCUCAGAUUUUUCAGUAGGUACUUGCAGCAGGAAGAGUUGAAAAGCCUAAAAGGGUCUUUCUCUAGAGUAGGAGAAUUUUCAGAUGAAAUUCCCCUAAGGGAAGUGCUGGGAUAUACUCGUGUUUGUGCAUAAAGAAGCACAGAAGAUAGGGAAACAGUACAUGAGAGAGAGCCUAGUCCAGUGUGGAGAUGUUCCCAGGCCCCAUGCCUUUCCUCACAGCAAGGCCUGCUAGAAUGCACAGCUUGGUGAGUCCUGUGCAAGUCUUCCCUUUAUUCCAAUUGGGAGACAGACUGUAGCACACAGAAUCAGGAAACAAGUGUCAAAGGGAAGAGCCUAGUUUUGUCUGGUUUUUGGUUGUCAAUUCUUCCGUGGGACCUGUAGUUGAGGUGGGAUGUAUUUUUCUGCCCCUUCUCCCAUUAAUUAUAUUCUGUGUUCUGUGACUUUGUGUCAGAGCCAUGCAGCAACUGUUCUUACCACAGCCACACAAUAAGGAUUGCAGACAAAAACCUGCCAGAUUUCACAAAGCCUUGAUGCUGUGUUUGGACUCCUGAAGAAAUAGAGAAGGGCUGUACAUUGGAGGAAAUCAAACAAAAACCAAACAGGAAACCAAAACCCUCAAAGUCUUCCUGAGCUUUGAUAAGGAGGUAAAAGGAUCUGAAUCUGAACUCAUCCUGCUAAAUCAGCAUAAACCUACAAGGUUCUAGGAGGAAGAAUGGGGCUGUUAAUGUAUAUUAGCAGAGUGCUGUGGCCCAAGUGGUUAACACACAUUGAAUGCCUCCAAGUCUAGGUAGUCUGAUGAGUGCUCAUUACAUUAUAUGAACAAUAGUCUCAUUCUCAGACUGUUACUGGUCUCUUUCUUCCAAGAUAAUAGCUAACAGUGAGGGAAAACACUGGAUGACAGCUUAAUUUUGCCACCUUCCAUUACCUACAGCUGUAUGUCCCCAUCCAGAGCUGGGGCUCUGAUGGACAUUCCUUGAAGCUGAGCAUAGGAAGAUCAGCCAGCAACAGCCUGCAUCCUGACCAGAGCUGUGUUUUCCAGUCACUGCUGGGGUCCUGCGGUGGACUUCUUGCAUCACUUGUGUUCGGGGCAGGCCAGGCGGGUAACUUGCAACAAAUAGCCUGCUCUCCCUUUUCUUUCCCAGGCAUUGUAGGAUGUCAGCUCCUGCAUGUUGAGGCAGAGGCAGCCUGCCUUGUUUAAUCUACUGGCUUUUCAAGCCUUGAAGCAGUCUGAAGAGACAUUCCCUAAAGGAGGGAGCCGCCUGUAACUUGCAGCCCUUGUGUUGAGCCUUUUGUGUUAGGCACGUACAGAGGUGUGGCACUCCCUGCCCUCCCGAGCCUGGUCUGCGAGCCUGGCUGGGCUGAUGGCACCGGUGACCGGGCGCUGAGUUCAGUCUCACCCGCGGCCGUGUGCUGCCAUCUGCUGCCGAAGCCCAUUGUUGCGGGCUUUCCUGCAAUCCCUGGGCUCAGCCACCGUCUCCGGGGACUGCUUGGGCACCCAGAAGAGAGGUGGCAGGAGGGAUACAAGCAGACAUCACCUGAGACCUGGCUAGCACUGGUAGGGUGCUCUCUGAAAAGAAAUCACAGCUGGUGAUUUGUAGUUUGAUAGUUUUGCAAUGAUGGAACUGGUGCUUCCAAAUGUAGCCGUGUCCUCCUGCUCUACUGCCGUCUGUGCUUCAGAGGCAGGCUUUGUGCCCUCAUGCACAAACAUAGUAAUGUAAUGUUGGGCUUGGAACUGAGCUGUCCCAGGGCAGGCACACAACCCCUCUUGUGGCCAGUGUGCAUAACGGUAUGGAUGUCUGUUGUCUUUAAAGUUUGGCCCAAAGGAAUGGAACUCCUAGUCUUUUUUAAAGUGGUGGCUAAGCACUCGUUCAUGAGUCCAUGUUUAUGGUGUUAAGCAAACUGUUCAAAGAUGUGUAAGAUGCUGUGGUUUUGGUGCUACACAAACUGUCCCUUUGGUUAGCUGGCAGGGACAAGGAGCUGGAUUCCUGUGAGAGGUAAGGGAUAGGAGAGCAUUUUCUUUGAAGAAUAUAUGCUAAGUGGCUAUAGAUACAGCUGAAUGUCUGGUCCAGAGUUAGGGGCUGCUGUCACGAGUACCUAAAGCCAAAGUCAAUACCAUGGGCACAUGUACAAAGUGUGCUUGGAAUUCACUCUUUUUGGGUAGAAAACCAGGAAAACCCUUAAGUGAUACAUCCCAUACAGAAACAGGGUUACUGUAAGCAGAUAACCUGCCCUGGGUAGCCUGGUCUAGCUCCAAAAUAGUCCUGAUUUGAGCAAGGUUUCUCCAGUCAGAAGUAUUUCCUAGAACAACUUUUGUGCUUCGCUGUGCUGCAGUGUGUCCCAUGCCGGGCCAGCAGUGUGGUGAGAUGUCUGAUGUGAGGGGCUGGUCAGUGAAGAGGAACGCUGAGAUCUGGCAGUCAUCCUUCCCCUCUGAAAGGGCAGAGCUCUACAAAGACCAGGAUGGUGUGCUGAGCCUGUGCUGUCCAGUCUUAACAUGAUAAAUAUGCAAAUAACUCUAAUCCAGAGGCAGAGUCUAAGAGAUGUGGGCCAAGGUGCUGUAGGCCAUUGUGAGUCAUCAAGGAGCACUUUGCCUUCUUCAUCAGUCCCAGCCAGCAGGGAGUCAGCAGCAGGGGCCCUUUGCCCUCUGGGUCAAUGCAAGCUCUGUGCUGGCACCCUGGAGCGCCAUUUGCCCACCUUUUGCUUUCCUGUGCUGACUUCAGUGUCCUGGCAGGGUAAAAGUGGGUGACACAGGCACCUGGAGAGUGUGCUCUUAAAAAAAAAUAAAUUACUUUUCCCUAUCUGAUGGCAUUGACAUCUGUGUCAUGAGGAGGUUCCUGUAUAUGGUUGAACCCCAUAGUUUGGGGCCUCCCUGCCUGCAUUAAAACUUUCCCAUCAUUGUUUCAUUGAUGAGGUACCAAGGAGUGUUUGGUUGAGCUGACUGUACUCCCUGGAUUUUGUUCAGCUUUCUAUGGCUGUUUCCAGAUGGCUUUUGCUUUGUCCCAUCCUGACUGGACACAUGGGAUGGCUGCUCUUGAGGCAGGGGCUGGGAGGCUACAAGUGGCCUGCAGGGGCACCUUGGCUGCAGGAUAAGGGGCAACACAGGUCACUUGAAGUCUUCCUGAUAAAUCCACCCUUGAGGAUAGGAGGGGGUGAGGGAGCUCUGCACUGCUGGGGAGGUUUGUGCUGCUAUUCCAGUACCACCUGCUGGGACAGCUUAACCAGUUCAGCUCUCCCCAGAACCUCCCUAUGAGAAUGUUUUUUACUGCAUCCCACUAACAUGCAUGGAGAGGAUGUAGAGGGUAACAGUUUAAGAGUGACCCUAAUGCAUGAGUCUGGGUGACUUUGUGUGACAGCCCCAUGCUUGCUUGGUGACUGUGCUUGUUUUCCAUUUUUUUUCUUUCCUUUCUACUCCCCUCAUUCCCCCUUCAACAGAGGAAGAUGACAUGCAUUCAUCUGGGCAGAGAGUAGCCAAACAAUUCAAGGCUGUGGAGAUCUGUGUGGUCCUUAGAACUGGAAAUGAAGUAUAAAGAAUUGCUUCUGUGGAGAGGUGUUAUGUGGCCACAACUUGUGUAUGCGAAUUCCAUAUGCCCACUCUAAGAUAAACUCCACAGCCUCACCUCUGAAAACAAGCCCCUGGGGUCUGACCAGGACUUGAAUCUGGCCCAGGUUUGAAGUCAGAUAUGGUGCUGUGGCAAGCAACUGUAGUAUCUGGUUCUGAUCUCCAACAAUUUAUAGCCUUGAGACUUGUGACUCAGAUCCAAAAGAGAAAGGAGACAAAGGUAAAAUGUUCCCAGUAAUGGCAUAAAACACAGCUUUGAGGUUACUGCAUCUGCAUGUGCCCUCUGUUGGGCUUUGAUUUGGUAAUCUGUUAAUUGGGGGAAAUAAAUAAAACAUAUCUUUGCUCUUCUGAAGAAAAUCCUCUGUUAAUGCUAUAUGUGAAGAGGCAGGUUGGGGCUUCUUGUCUCUUUGAAGAUUCUCUGGAUCAUGUUCUUCCUUUUCUUAUUAAUUGCCUUACACCUGAGGGAUUUUGGUAACCUACCAUCACACUAGAGUGAGCACACGACUUACCCUUCCCAAUUCUCACUGAGUUUGAGCUUGCUCAGCUCAGGUAACUUUGGGACAUGAAGUCCCAAAACCUUGCUUGAAACCCUCAGCACUUACUAGAACUUACUAAAACUUGGCAGGGCUGUGGCCAUGGGAGAAAUGCACAAGCUGUUUUUGAGAGGAACGUUUCUUUUCGUCACUCCUAGUUUUCUUUCGUUCCCCUGUGUUCUGCAUGCUACUGUAACCAUAGCAUUUUGGGGAGCUGCUGAUCUCUGGCAAUGUAUUUGUGUCAUGCUGGAUGGUUCUGCUCAGGAUUCCCUGUCUUUCUGCCAACUCAGGCCUGCCUGUGGUGAAGUGCUGCCACCUGCCAGAAACUUGUGUGGCUUCACAGUGCUACCUUCUGUUUAAUCCAUCCCACUCAUUGCUCUCACUCCCCUUUCCCACUGUCCAUUCAGUACUUCCAAGUUUCCUCUUCACCCCUGGAUGCUCAAAUGUCUCUUUCCUGUGCUUUCACAGCUCCAUAUAAGCCAUUUUUUCCUUGGUCUCCUAGCAACCUGUAUGGAACCCUGGUUCAUCUUCUACCAUUAAAGGGGUUGACUGCCUUCCAGAAGAGGUCUCUUCUCCCUGUGGCUCUGGCCAGUGUCAGCCCUGGCUGAGAAGGGCAUAGGGUGCCUUUCUCUCAGAUCCCAGGAGGCUGCUAUGUUCCCACACUGUCCCCUGGAGGAGUACAAACUGCAGCAUCCCACCUCUCACUUCUCUAACCAUGCAGCAGGGUACACAAUGGGAUCACCUUAUUGCUAGACUCUCUCUAACCAGCCAAAUCCCUCAGGAGCUCUUGAGGAGGUCUUGCUGCCUGAAUCCCUUUGAUUUGUUAUCUGACAUCCCUUAUUAACUGCUCAAUGUCAGGCCUUGGGUCCCCAUUCUCUGUGUUCCAGUGCCAUUUUAUGCUCUUCCCCUGGCUGCUCUGCUCCAUAGUUUUAAUCCCUAAAAAGGAGCAAGGUGGUGUGGAGAGGGAAGACCAAGAAGGUGGCAUAUAUUCACUUCUGAUGCUCUUUUUACCCAGGGACAGGGAUAUAAAGCCUGGAUUUGGUUUAGGCUUUUAUCUAAGUGACCUGGAAGUCUGCGCUAGCUACAAGUGCCGUAAAAGUAGGUGAUGCCAGGACUGUAGGCAAAGACCCACAAGAGGCAGGAUUUCCUUACAAGAGUUACAUUGACUCUUCCCGAAGUAUAUCAUACUUAUACACGUGUCCAUCAAUUAAUUAUUUUGUUACAUUAACCUGACCACUAGAGAUGUCAAACCUUUAACUUCCUAAAUCUCCCUGAGACUUCCCUUCUUUGAUAUGUUCCCUGCCAGCCUGGGAUUCGUUGAUUAGAAGAUAGUUUAAGGCAAAAGGUGACCUACCGCUAUUAACAAGUGUUUCACCUUUGAAUUUCCUGAGAAUCCCUGGGACCAUCUUGGCCAGACCUGCUAUUUCCAUAGGUUUUGCACAGUUACUUUUAUUUUGGACAGAUCCUUUGGUGUAGUCUCCACAAACCAGGGUUCUUGUGUGUGAAUUUCACCAAUUUAUUCUAUUGUGCCAUAAAUAAUUAAUUUAGCUUUGUUUUGAUGUCCUUGUUCUCUCUGACUGCUUAUUUUAUGCCCUUCUCUCCAGUUGCCCUCAAGGCAAUAUAUCAAAUAUAAAGGGUACAAGGAAGUUCUGACACCUUUGCUUUGUUAUGGUUUUGCACUUACUAGAGGUCAUGCUCAUUUCAAUUUUCCUCAUUUGGAUGCAAGGUCAGCUUGUUGAAAAACGUAUUGAUAAUUCCUUUGGGAAAUAAUUUUAGUCAUGUCAUGUCAGCUGCAUUUUGCCUUUUGUCAAAUCUUCUAAAGAAGGUCUAGGUAUUUGGAUGGCCAAUGUGAUGUUCCUGUGUAACCUCUGUGUCACUUAUGAUAACUCACAAGCCUCCAUCUCAAUUCCCUCAGCCUCCUCUCUCUAUUCAAACUGGCUUGUAAGAAGUGUGUCACUUCCCUGCGGCUUCCACCAUAGCUGUGGUCAAUUUUAAAAUGGGAUUUUGGAAUGUAUGGGAUCAAAGCUUUAGGAUUUGAGUUAUACUCUUUGCCUAUAAAUUUGAAUUUAACUCCUCAGGUUCAGCUGGAUUUUCAAAAGGAGUAAGGCAUGUGCAAUGACACUGUUUCAUCUGUUCACAUGGACCUGCUUGCUAAAUUGGGUGAUGCUGGCUGUGGGGUGAAAUUGCAGAUACCACCUUAUUCAAACCUCAUGGACAAGUAGGGGAGAAAGAGCAUAAGUGCCUCUGCUGCCUUCUCUUUGAGUCAGAGACAAAUGAUGGCCAUGGAGCUUGCAGAGCAACCAGCAGCUGGAGCACGCAUAAGGAGGGAGAGCAGAACUGUGAGAGUUCCACAAAAGAGCUGGGGCUUGUGAGGCACAUGGGAACUGAGAGCAUGGGAGGCACCUGGCAGUGUGGGGUAGCGCUGAGCUGAAAGACAUCUGUGGGGAAACACAGGUAUUGUGGGAAGACAAGGGAUUGAGCAGAACACAGGAGGAAGGGGAAGGGAGUUACUGAGGAACAGCAGUGAGAAUGCAAGGAAGCAAAACAUGAGUUUUGGGGAUUUUUAAGCAAGACUUCUUUCAAAAAAUAUUUUUUUAGCACCACAACUAACUGCAGGAUCCAAUCGUUCCUAUCUCCCCCUCAUUUACAUGCCAUCGGUGCAUAUGAAAUUCAAAGGAUUAUUUUUUCCCUCAGGAGUGUCACAUGAUUGUUGUUACACAUUGGCUCAGCACUGCAUCCUAUGGAAGUAUGAUUCAGAGCUGAAUUUUGACAGCAAGCAACAACUCUGAUGGCUGACAAAGAAGAAUCGAGCUGUCUACUGAUGUUUGAGUGCAGUCUAAUGUAAUCUAAUAAAAAGAGCAGCUAGAGCCUGAAUUUGCAUUUGAAAUACCUUGGCUGUGUUUGGAGAUGUGUUUCAAUGGAAAAAGCUCAUGAAGCUGCUCUGUAACUUCCUUUUCUGUCUGCUGAUUGUGUUUCCUGUUUCUGCACAGUGGAAAUCUUGAAACCCUGCCAGGAAGUAAGCCUUUUCCCCACAAGACUCAGUCUGCUGAGACUUGGUUGGGUGGGGACAGGGGGAAGCAUGCAAAGAAUUGCUGAAUUCUCAGCAAGAAAUUUGAAGGCUUAACUAGAGUUCAGCUGACACUUAGGGAGGCUUAAUUCCAGGAGAGGGCCAGGACUGAAGACAAAGGAUAGUGCUGGAAGGAUGUUGGAAAGAGAAGCUAGCAGUAUGCUUGCUUGAGGGACCAGGCUUCUCCCUGCAGCUGUUCUUAUUCUUAUGUAAAAGUUACCCUCUUUGCACACAAUACAUAAAGGAGAAGUAAAGUUAGCUCAGGACAUGUUCUCAUUCUGUUCUGCCUUAAGGGAAUUCCAGCUAGCCAAACUAACCAGCUUCUUUCUUCUGGUUGUUUUCAAGACCUUGUGGCUUUUCAGUAGAGGGGGUUUAUAAAAAAGAUGGAGAGAGGCCUUUUAACAGAACCUGGUAGGAUAAGGGGUGAUGGGUUUAAACUGAAAAAGCCAGAUCUAGAUUAGCUAUAAGGAAGAAAUUCUUUAAAAUGAGGUUGUUGAGAUGCUGAAACAGGUUGUCCAGAGAAAUUUCAGAUUCCCCUUAAUUGAAAAUGUUUAGGUUGGAAGAGGCUUGAGCAGCCUGAUGUAGUAAAAGAUGUCCUUGCCCAUGGCAGGUGGGCUGGAGAAGAAAGUCUUUGAAGGUCCCUUCUGACCAAACCAUAGUCCUAUCUGCUGACUGAACCCUCCUCACCCUGCCUUAUUGCUGUCUGUUCUCAGAAGUCUUUCUGAUUUAGAAUGUAUCUCAGAAGCCAUUUCCCUUGUCUCCUUUCAAGAUCUGCUCCAGCUUGAAAUUAGACUAAGCACUGACACUUUGCCCAAGGUAAUAUCAGAGGUCUUUACCAGAAAGCAGAUAAGGGAGGUAAAUGACAGUGUUGGAAAAGUAGCAGAAAAAUGUAAACCAUCCCUUUCCAGCCUCUGAAGUGGCGCCUGAAGCAAGCACUGCUCUGAACUUCCAUAGGCUGUGAAUCAGGUUUUAAUAGAAAAGUUUCUGUCUGUACUCUUCCCAAUAAUCUCUCAGACUAUCAACAUAUUUUGUUUUAAAAUUCCACUUUGCUUGUUCUUCUCCCUGACCCCAGCCUGAUCCUUCUGUUUCUUCAUGGACAUGUCAAUCGUCUGAUUAUUUUUAUUGCUUUGUCUAAGGCUGCAACUCCCCAGUCUCAUUUCUACAGGAACCUUUCCUAGUCUGAGAUUUGUUCUAGUCCUAGCUUCCAACGGGGACUGACUUUGAAAAAUGAGACAUAGCUGCAACAUUUGAUAUAGCAAAUGCAGCUUAACCACAAGGGGCAAGUAGGGCAGAAAGCAUUUUGUCCUGGACCGCAGGUUAAACUGGGCUAGGAACUGUGAUAUCUGCAAAUGUGAGAUGGUAGAAUUACUAAUAGACAAAGAAAGACAUGAAAAUAUGGAGAGAUAGUUAAGGAAGAAAGUUAAAAAAUUAAAAAAAAAAAACUAUAAAUGUCUUGAAAAGGAAGCCUGUCAGCUGAGAAUAUGAUAUGGGGAAGGAGGAGUGCAACUUCCUUUUCGGUUGUUAGGUUCUCAUUUUUCUUUUAUGUCUCAAGAUCUUCCAUGGUGCCAGGACUGAUUUCCUGGGCUAAGAAACUGAAGAUCUCUUUUUUGAGCAUUUCUGAGCUCCCAGGAAUUCUCAGGUUAUCACCAGUGUUUCCAGUGUUCAGCACAGCCUUCUUUGAUGGGCAGAAGGUGAAUGAACAGAUGGGAAAGGCUCAGUAACCUAUAAGUGUCACCCUCUGGAAACAAGGAGCUAAAAGGACCACCUUUUAUGUGGCAAAACUAAGGAAAGGGUCACACUGAUUAAAUGGCAUCAGAAAUCACCUAUGCUGAGGUGAAGUUCAAAAAUGAAUCACCGGCUCCAGUGGUCAAAGUACCGCCGGAGUCAAAGAAGCCUGAGCACCAUCCCCAGAAAUACCCACUCUGGCUGCCAUGGUCCAUCUCACUCCUGCUCCUCUUGGUGUGCUUUGCCCUUGUUGUCAUCCUUCUUGUGGUUCCCUUCUGCCACAGCACUGACCAGCCCACAGCCCUGCAGCAGCAGUUCUUGGAGUGGAAUUGCAACUCAACGGUGCCACAAGGCACAGCACGAGGCUGGACGUGCUGCCCAAAGGGCUGGAAAAGGUUUCAAAGAAGCUGCUAUUUCCUGUCCUCUGACACAAUGAACUGGGCUGAGAGUGAGCAGAACUGCACUGGGAUGGGCUCCCAGCUGGUGGUGAUCAACAGCAAGGAAGAACAGGUUUUUCUCUCUGAGCAGAUAAGACAAUCUAAAGAACCGAAACCAGACAAUUUCUACAUUGGUCUGUUUGCAGAGAAGGUGGGCAAGUGGCAGUGGGUGGACAAGACUCCAUAUAAUGUGACAGCAGCGUUCUGGCGAAAAGGUGAACCAAGUGAUACCCUUGAUGAGAAUUGCGUUAUAAUCCAUAGGGAUACAGAAUUACCCAACAACUGGAAUGACGUCAGAUGUUUGAAGUAUCAUCGAAUUUGUGAAGCUGCAGCAGUAACUGUGUGAUGGAAGUACCCCUGUCCUGAGUAAAGCUGGGAGCUGAGCAGUGAGCUGGGAACAGCGCUGGCUGUGCAGGGAGGGGUGGGGAGCCCUGAUACAGCUUCACUGUGUGGGGUGGGACCAUGUGUGUGAAAGUGAAAUGAGCUUUGUCCAGCAUCCCCCGUGCAUGGGGUGGCUCAGGAAACACAGGAAGGCUCAGGCUCACUGAAGCUGGUGCUGUCUUCUUGUGUCCUCUCUGAGUGGGUCCAGAAGCCGCUAGCUGAAAAGAGAUGGACUUCUCCAGGAGGAAGACACAGGAAUGGAAGACACAUAUCCAGAGAUUCAAUGUCCUUUGUGUCCUUGAGCAGAGCUGUUUGCUUUUUGUUGAGUCACACACAAAAUGUCCUCUAGCUGUACUGGUUUUGCUGAGCAAAUUAUGAAAACUUAGACAAGAGAAAAUACAAUAACACACCAGU